Messenger RNA from Laccaria bicolor S238N-H82, 444 nucleotides. Its product is annotated as GPI-anchored small secreted protein. Bases 1 to 444 code for a protein of 147 amino acids. The record is from RefSeq and is a predicted model, not a curated record. Lineage: Eukaryota; Fungi; Basidiomycota; Agaricomycetes; Agaricales; Hydnangiaceae. The transcript has 2 exons.
AUGACCCCUGCCGCCAACUUGAACUUAUGCAUGUGCAUGUGGUGGACUUCAAAUAUUCUGAGCUCUGCUUCUUGUGGAAACAAGGUUUCUACGCAAGCACUUUGGAAACCCUGGGUUGUUCAGGGGAAACCAGGGUUUCUGGAUAGUUUAAUCCCAGAUUUGAUACCAACAUCUCCACCAACUUUGCUAGCUUACCAUUCGCGCGCCUGGGAAUCUCUUGUUACAUUUGCAGAGCUGUCCAGUUCUCCUGCUCGACAUUCGCUGGUUCACGCAUGGCGCACAAGCUUUCAAACCGGUGGAGGGCUAUCUAUUCCGAUUUGUUCGACUACUUUUUCGCUCACAGCCCUCGUGUCCUUGUUUUCCACAAACGUCUCCAUCAGGAGAAAAUCUCUUGAGUCAGUAGGUCAAUGUAGCUCUAGUAUUUAUAAUACCCUGGUAGUCUAG